GUAAGGAGUGUUACUACAAGUCCUUAUACAAUUUUCUCCUGUUUGUAAGGAUUUCUACAUUACGCCCAAAGAAUGCAAGGAAAUAGCAAAUUAUGUGAAAGAAUGGCUUUCAUAUAUUUUGACAAUUUCAAAUGUGUUGAAAAUAAUUCUGUCUCCCCAUUUUAUCAAUGAAACUGAUUUAGGCUUCAGUCCAGCCUUUUAAUGAAUUAUAAAUUAGCUUCUUAGGGCAUAAAGUUGUGAGAUAAGAGGGCUCAGUGUAUGCUCUCCCAACAAGAUGUCCCAGUUUAUUCGGAAAGUGUUACAAUGUGAUUCUUAUUUUUUUUAUAUACAUAGUCCUACUAUGUAGCUCUAGUAGGAGUUCUUAAUUUAAACCUUAAUGGUUAAAAAAAGCAAACAAAACCCCUUUUAAAAUUAACCCUUGAAAGAUACAGCUGGGGCUUAAAUUUUGGACUAUAUUGCUUAAAUUAAAAAAAAAAUAAUAAUAAAGCAGCGGUUCCAGUGAUGUAUUUUGGAGAUCUUCAAAUCUUAAAAAUGUAGCAAAACUUCUUUAAAAAGUUGAAAGCCUGUCAAGGUGGUAGUUUAUUCCGUUCCUCGAGUCACAGGGCAUUCACACCGGUCCAAGGAUUCAAAAUGUGUCCGGCACAGAAAGGUUACUUAGGUAAUAAAAUGAUUCCCAAAAGAUGGAGGGGUUGGGGGAGGCUUUUGCUAAACUGUCCUGGGAAUAAUUUCCAAAGAGCGUUAUAGACCAGAAGCAACCGUUAGGGCGGCCACACCAGCGUGUCCCUCCUCGGCGCCGAAGCCGUGGAACUCCCUCAGUUUGGGUCGCCUCUGCGCCUCUCCGGGCCGCACGUCCCCACCUUUGCACCGUGCAGCCCGCACUGGGCGUGGGCGCUCGCUCAGGAUUGAGGCGUCCGGGCGCCCCAACCACGGCCACAACCCUUCCUCCCGCCCCAGUUCUGCGUCCCGCAACACAGAGUCCACACAACAGAUCCUUGUCAAGUUGUGGUGGGAAUAAUCUCAAUGCUGACUUCCAGGAGGUCGGCCAGGCUGUGAAGGACUGAAAGAGCUCAUUUUAGGCUUAGGACGCUCACUUCAGAGCCGGGUGGUGCAGGCGGACAUGGUGCGGUGGUCCAAGCAGGGGAGUCAGUUGUCAAAAGGGGGGCUAGGGCCCGUGGAAAAGGUGGAAUUCCCCACUUCCCUCUUCUCACGUGGGCCUCACACGCUCCUCGCUGCGCUCCAGCUCACCUAGCCGCCGCCCCAGCGCCCCGCCGCCCCGCCGCCCCAGCGCCCCGCCGACGUCCACCCCCCAGCUGCUAACUAGCAGACUUUAAGACCGCGCGGAAUCCAACGAAGGGAGGCGGCCGGGCAGGAGCUGGGCGUGGCUUUCAGAGAGAGACGGCCCCUGAGGGCGGGGAGACCUACGCAACCGCCGACUCAGGCCGCUGAUUGGCUGAAGCGCCUGCGCGGAGUCAGCAAGCGUCUCCGCCCAGCACGGCCGCUCCUCCUCUUCUCCUAGUCGCUUGGUCUGCACCAGCUCGCGAGGGAAUCUCUCCGGCGCCGCCGCCCCAGCCCAGUAAGGACGACAGGAGAGAGGAAGGCGGAAGGAGGACACGCUUGCUCACUCCCACCCGCACCAGGGCUCCCAGAGCCAGCGCAGAGCCCAGAGGGAGGAGCCGCCGCGGGCACGCCCCGCCUCCGGCCAGGGAAGAAGACGCCAGCGACCUCCUCGGCCGGCCGCCGCCCCCCUCUCCGGCGGAGACCCGCCCCUGGCCCUGGCCUCCCCUGGCGGCAUGGAGGAACCCCGCUUUUGACGGCUGCGCCGCCGCCUCGGCCCCCGCCCCUCCUCCCAGCCCUUCCCGCUCGCAUGUCCGCGCCGCCUUAGCCGAGGAUGCUGAGGAUGAAGCUGCCGCUGAAGCCGACGCACCCCGCGGAGCCGCCGCCCGAGGCGGAGGAACCCGAGGCGGACGCGCGGCCGGGCGCUAAGGCGCCACCGCGCCGUCGCCGCGACUGCCGCCCCCCGCCGCCACCGCCCGCGGGCCCGCCGCGAGGACACCCGCCGCCGCCGCCCCGGGGGCUCGGGCCGCCUGUUGCUGGCGGAGCGACGGCAGGGCCGGGCAUGCAGGGCGGCUCCGGGCCCGCGGCGGCGCUGCGUGAGCAGGAGCGGGUGUACGAGUGGUUCGGAUUGGUGCUCGGCUCGGCGCAGCGCCUGGAGUUCAUGUGCGGGCUGCUGGACUUGUGCAACCCGCUGGAGCUGCGCUUCCUCGGCUCGUGCCUGGAGGACCUGGCGCGCAAGGAUUACCACUAUCUGCGCGACUCGGAGGCCAAGGCCAACGGUCUCUCGGACCCGGGUCCGCUGGCGGACUUCCGAGAGCCCGCCGUACGCUCGCGCCUCAUCGUCUACCUGGCGCUGCUGGGCUCCGAGAACCGUGAGGCCGCCGGCCGCCUGCACCGUCUCCUGCCCCAGGUGGACUCGGUGCUCAAGAGCCUGCGCGCGGCCCGGGGCGAGGGCUCGCGGGGCGGCGCAGAGGACGAGGGCGGCGACGGGGAGGAGGACGCUGAGAAGGACGGCUCCGGACCAGAAGGCAGCGGCGCUGAGCCCCGGGCGGGCGACGAGCUGGGCUUCAGGGCCCAGGAGGAACUGCUGCUGCUCUUCACCAUGGCUUCGCUGCACCCGGCGUUCUCUUUCCACCAGCGGGUCACCCUGAGGGAGCACUUGGAGAGGCUCCGCAGCGCGCUCCGCGGGGGCCCGGAAGACACGGAGGUGGAGCGGUGCAACUUUGCGGGCCCCAGAGCCCAGAGUGACUCUGCUCAUGGUGAUUACAUGCAAAGCACUGAGGCCAGUUUAAUAGAACACGCCCCAAUACCUCAUGACGGACUUACUGUGGCACCUCAUAGAACCCAGCGAGAAGCUGUACACAUUGAGAAGAUAAUGUUGACAGGAGUCCAGAGAAAAAGGGCUGACAAAUAUUGGGAGUACACCUUCAAAGUAAAUUGGUCUGAUCUUUCAGUCACUACAGUAACAAAAACCCACCAAGAACUACAGGAAUUUCUACUGAAGCUUCCAAAGGAAUUGUCUUUAGAGACUUUUGACAAGACCAUCCUAAGAGCCCUGAAUCAGGGCUCGCUGAAAAGGGAGGAACGGCGACAUCAUGACCUAGAGCCCGUCCUAAGGCAGCUAUUCUCAACAUCAUCACAAGCUUUUCUACAGAGUCAGAAAGUACACAGCUUUUUCCAGUCCAUAUCAUCAGACCCUCUGCACAGCCUCAAUAACUUGCAAUCCUCUCUGAAGCCUUCCAAGAUACUAGAACACUUAAAAGAAGACAGCUCGGAAGCGUCAAGUCAAGAAGAAGAUGUGUUACAGCAUACCAUGAUCCACAAGAAACAUACCGGGAAAAGUCCCAUUGUGAACACUGUAGGUACGAGUUGUUCCCCGUUGGAUGGGCUCACCGUGCAGUAUUCAGAACAGAACGGAGUCGUGGACUGGAGGAAGCAGAGCUGCACCACCGUGCAGCACCCAGAGCACGGUGGGACCUUAGCGGACCAGCAUUCAACUGAAAAACGAAGCUUAUCUUCAAUAAAUAAGAAGAAAGGAAAGCCACAAAUAGAAAAGGAGAAAAUUAAGAAAACUGACAGCAGAUUGAAUAGUAGAAUAAAUGGUAUUAGAUUCUCCACUCCUCAGCGUGCCCAGGGUGGUUCUGUGAAAGAAUUGUUAUUUUUAGAUGUGAAUUUGGACAUCGGAUCUGGACACGACACGUGUGGAGAAACAUCUUCAGAGAGUUACAGUUCUCCGUCUAGCCCACGGCAUGAUGGAAGAGAGAGUUUUGAAAGUGAAGAAGAAAAAGACAGAGACACAGACAGCAAUUCUGAGGACUCUGGGAACCCGUCGGCAACUAGGUUUACAAGUUACGGUUCCAUCAACCAGACGGUCACUGUCAAGCCACCUGUUGAAAUUGCUUCAUUAGGAAAUGACAAUGGAAGCCUUUUAGAAGAUCCCUUAAGCUCGUCCAAGUAUCAGCAUAUUUCUUUUAUGCCAACUUUACACUGUUUCAUGCACAGCGGUGCCCAGAAGUCGGAAGUCAUUGUUCCCCCGCGCAAAUCUGCUGACGGCAAAACGAUAGGCAUGCUUGUUCCGAGUCCCGUUGCUCUCUCUGCAAUCAGGGAGUCCGCCAGCCCAGCCCCUGUUGGGGUACUAGGGCCCGCAGCUUCUACUGGAGAAGCAGAAAAACACCUCGAACUCCUGGCCGCCCCGUUACCUCUCCCAUCGACGUUCCUGCCGCACGCCGGCACUUCGGCUCUGCACCUAACAAUUCAGAGGCUCAAGUUGCCACCGCCGCAGGGAUCCUCUGAGAGCUGCACAGUUAAUGUCCCGCAGCCACCAGCCGGGAGUCUGAGCAUCGGACCACCAAGCACUGCCUUUCUGCCUGUUCAUAACCCAGGUGGUUUUCCAGGACCUCCUGGUGCUACCACAGAGCCCAUCACCAAACCUGCAUCCCAAGUGGUAGGACUCAGUCAAAUGGUGCCUCAGAUGGAGGGGAACACAGGAUCAGUCCCUCAGCCUACCAGUCUGAAGGUCGUCCUUCCAGCAGCUGGCCUCUCAGCUGCACAGCCACCAGCUUCCUACACCUUACCCGGCUCCCCCCUUGCUGCCAGUGUGUUACCCACCCAGAAUUCCAGUGUGCUCAGCACAGCGGCGACGUCGACCCCGUCAGCAGGUGUAGGCAGCAGUCAGGCCCCAUCUGGUCCCGCAGUUCCCACUCACACCCCAGGCCCCGCCCCCAGCCCAAGCCCCGCGUUGACACAUAGUACUGCACAGAGCGACAGCACAUCCUACAUCAGUGCUGUGGGGAACAUGAAUGCUAAUGGGACAGUGUUGCCGCCACAGCAGAUGGGCUCAGGCCCUUGUGGUUCUUGUGGGCGAAGGUGUAGCUGUGGAACCAAUGGAAACCUCCAGCUAAAUAGUUACUAUUAUCCUAACCCGAUGCCCGGACCAGUGUACCGAGUCCCGAUCUUCCCUCUGCAAUCCAUCUGCAAUGGCAGCUACCUCAACCAAGCACAUCAGAGCAGCGGAAACCAACUUCCUUUCUUUCUGCCUCAGACCCCAUAUGCAAAUGGACUGGUGCAUGACCCGGUCAUUGGGACCCAAGCCAGCUAUGGCAUGCAGCAGAUGGCAGGAUUUGGGAGAUACUAUCCCACGUAUCCAGCGCCCAGUGUAGUUGCCAACACGAGCGGUUCGGGGCCCAAGAAGAAUGGGAAUGUUUCCUGUUACAACUGUGGUGUAAGUGGACACUAUGCACAGGAGUGUAAGCAAUCGUCCAUGGAGGCCAGUCAGCCAGGCACUUACAGACUGAGAUACGCACCUCCCCUCCCCCCUUCCAAUGAUACGUUGGACUCUGCAGACUGAAACAAGUAAAGCUUGCCUACCUAAUACACGAAGUGUGGGGAGUCAUGGUGGGGCGUGGAGGGGAGGAAAGGAAAGGUAUUUUGUGUUUCCUUGUCUGUACAUUUCCUAGAUUUCUAUGCAGUUGGGGUUUUCAUUUCUCUUGUACCAAUGUCCAAAACAAAAACAACACAUUGCUUUUGAGCCUCUGAUCUCCUGGUUCAACAACAGGCUUAUCUGUAUGAUACGUGUAAUUUAAACAUCCAAACAAACUAUCAAAAGGAAAAUGUGGAUACGUGCUUUUUUUUUAACACUGAAUACUUGCUGUGUGCAAUGUUUACUGAAUCUUUAAAACUGUGUAUUUGACCUUUUUUUACAACACUGGUGACAGUCGUAUGGUUUUAAAAAAAAGAUACUUUGCUUCUUCCCCAGCUUUUCUCACUUUCACCCUAAACUACACGUUUCUCCCCACCACCCUGCCCCUUUCCAGUCACCACCUGCAGGAGUCUUCGGGGUGCCCUCAUGGGUCCGCACUUGUCAGCUGCUCUGCAUAUGAAUUGAGGGGAAUGGUUUCCCCUUAAUGUUAAGGGAGAAGUCAGAUUCCCAAAACAGUGUAUAUAUGUAAUAAGCAGCAUCACGUAAAUACAUAUAUGCAGUGCUUAUUGUCCAAAUAAAAAUUAAACUAAGUGGAAGAGAGGAAGAAGUAAAACCAUAUGAAACUGAAAAAAAAAAAUGUGUGAAGUGGACAGAGAGCUUUUUCUUAAAAAAAGAAACAACUUUUUUACUUCAUCAUACUUUUUUAGCCUGUUGCUUCAGAGAGACAUAAAGUGAACAAAGUCGUGUGAAUGUUGCUCUCCUGUGUGUGUGUAAUGACAGCCAAUCGUAGUCUCCCUGUGUCGUGCUACUACGAGACACCACCGAUUUCUCCUCUCCCUGACCACCUGUUACAGUGUUACCUUGUGUUUAAAAUGUGUAUGGUUUAUUGCAAUCUGAACAGAAACUCGGCAUUUCUACAAAAGUCAGGUGUUUGUUCCCUAACCUGUCUCUCAUGGCAACGUCCCUUUUAUAACAGUUUACCACUAUGCUUGAUUAUAAUGUGAAAGACUGAGUUCUGAGUGUGGUAAGAUGGUGUUAAUCAUGUCAGUGUCAUGUCACUAAGUUUAAUGCUGCUGUUUUAAAAAAAAAAAAAUUUUUUUUGAAAGCCAAUCUAUGUACUAAAUUGCUUCCAGGUAAUUUUUGAUUUCCUAAAGUGCACUGAGGUUAUCUGGGAGACAGCGUGUCUUCUUUGGCCUGCUGUGUUCCCCAGCAGCGAGCAGCCACCACUGUGCAGUCCCAGGGUGAGGGGCGCGCCUCAGCACCAAGCUGACAUGACAGACCUCUGCGGGGCGCAGUGGCGCUGGUUUGCAGCAGGGAACUUCAAUAUUUGGUCUUGGUUCAGAAGCCUAACAGAUCGCUAGACAAGAGGAAAAACUUGAAGAAAAAAGAAGCUUCAUUUAAUGCUUCAUAGGUAGCAUUUAUAUUUAUAGCACCAAUGUACAUUUUGAAACUUUCAGGGGUGGGGGGUUAACGGGGAAGGGAGAGGGGAGGGUGUGAAGGGGUAGAUGAAAGCUUUAAUUUAAAAAUAAAAAAAGUGCGAGGAAAGGAAAUUAUUUUGAUGAAAUAUAUUUUAUUUGAUCUGGGUAUUUUUGGACCACACUAUUAAAUUAAUUGUUAAGCUGCAGUUGAGUUGUUCAAGUGAGGGUUUUGAUAAGCCACAUGUGGACUGCGUGGUGAGUCACGUGCCAGUUGUACUUACGGAGCUUAGUUUAUGAUUUAAAACACUGUACUGUACAUAGGAGGUAUGUUACCUUCUCCUGAUUUGUAUGUUUACCAUAUACUUUGAUAUUUGAAAUGUUAUGUACUGGAAAGGCCACUUAUAUUUCUAGAACAGAUUGGAUUUUAUGCAACCUUUUUUCCUUGAAUUAACAGCAAUAAAAAAAUGAAAAACA
Messenger RNA from Hipposideros armiger (great roundleaf bat), 7365 nucleotides. It is a transcript of the gene ZCCHC2, whose product is annotated as zinc finger CCHC-type containing 2. NCBI's taxonomy places the organism in Eukaryota, Metazoa, Chordata, Mammalia, Chiroptera, Hipposideridae. Gene Ontology annotation, molecular function: zinc ion binding; nucleic acid binding; phosphatidylinositol binding. The coding region runs from base 1889 to 5401 and encodes 1170 amino acids. The record is from RefSeq and is a predicted model, not a curated record. The transcript is spliced from 14 exons.